Messenger RNA from Musa acuminata subsp. malaccensis (wild Malaysian banana), 2563 nucleotides. The record is from RefSeq and is a predicted model, not a curated record. NCBI's taxonomy places the organism in Eukaryota, Viridiplantae, Streptophyta, Magnoliopsida, Zingiberales, Musaceae.
UUGAGAUCUUAUAGCAGACACCAAACUGGAUGUGAUGAGAGAGAUGAGAGAUGGACGGCUACUGAGCCCAUUUACGCGCCGUUUCCAUGCUGACUCUUUUUUCCCAGCAAAAGUCAACUCCCUCGCUUCAAUCCUACAGCAUUUUAUUGAAUCGAGUUGCCCCUUCAAAGGCCAAGCUCUUCACGCUCAGAUCAUCAAGUUUGAUCUCCAAGCUAACACCAACCUAUCAAUCAAGCUCCUCAUUCUGUACCUUAAGUGCGGUUCGCUGGUUCAUGCCCGCAAUGUGUUUGAUCGGAUGCCAAGGCGAACUCUAUCUGCUUAUAACUACAUGAUUGCUGGGUACUUCAGGGAAGGCCGUUCUGAGGAGUCGCUAGAUCUUGUACGGAAGCUCUCGUUCUCGAGUGAAAAGCCAGAUGGGUUCACCUUAUCGAUGGCCCUGAAACUGUCGGCGGGCUUGGCUUCGUGCAGAUUUCCAAGACAGGUCCACAAUCAGAUUGUCAGAUUAGGAAUCGAUUCUGAUGAAGUCGUGUUUGCUGCUCUCAUUGACUCGUAUGUGAAGAAUGGGAAUCUUGGGUAUGCUAGGAGUGUCUAUGAUGCAAUGUCGGUGAGGAAUCUAGUGUGUUCUACUGCGCUGAUAGUUGGGUAUAUGAAUCAGAGGGCCUUCGGUAAAGCCGAAGAGAUAUUUCAGAAUAUAACAGAGAAGGAUGCGGUUGUGUUCAAUGCUAUGAUCGAAGGGUAUAGCAAAGAGUUAGAUGCAGCUGGAAGUUCAAUUGAGGUCUACAAGAUGAUGCAACAGCUGAAUUACCGGCCAACAAUCUCUACCUUUGUAAGUGUCAUCGGAGCUUGCUCUCUCUUGUCAGCUCUGGAUGUUGGACAACAGAUACAUGGCCGAAUGAUCAAGAUGGAAAUCUUUUCUCAUGUAAAAUGUGGGAGUGCACUCUUAGAUAUGUAUUCAAAAUGUGGAGAAGUCGAGGACGCUCGGAAGAUGUUUGACCACAUGCCAGAUAGGAAUGUCUUUACCUGGACAUCAAUAAUUGAUGGGUAUGGAAAGAAUGGAAUUCCAAAUGAGGCUCUUAAUCUUUUCUAUGAAAUGAAAAGCGAAAAUGUUGGGCCCAAUUAUGCCACGUUCUUAAGUGUUUUAUCAGCUUGCGGGCAUGCUGGAUUGGUGUCGAGUGGUCAAAAGAUUUUUGAGAGCAUGGAAAGGGACUAUAAACUUAAACCAAGGAUGGAACACUAUGCCUGCAUGGUAGAUCUACUGGGCCGCCAUGGAAAUUUAAGUGACGCAUAUAACUUCAUCCAGCAGAUUCCUGAGAAGCCAAAUUCUGAUGUGUGGACAGCUUUGCUAGGAGCAUCCAGACUUCAUGGAGAUUUGGAGAUGGCAGAUGCUGCAGCAAAAGAGGUUUUUAAGCUGAGUCAAAAUGGAAGGCCAGGGGCUUAUAUUGCUUUGUCCAACACUUUUGCAGCUGCUGAGAAAUGGCAAGGUGUCAGUGAAGUAAGGGAUUUGAUGAAAGCAAGGGGUGUCUCCAAAGGCAUUGGUCAAAGUUGGAUGGAGAUGGACAAAGGUCUUUGAAACUUUCUUUUUUUGCAAUACCAAAAUUGAUGCUGAUGGAGAAGACCAAUCUUUUUGACCGGAAAUCAAAUUCUUCUGAAGUCCUGGAUGACAACUUUGGCUUGAGUUUGUAACCUAUUUGGAUACUGAUUAUAUAUUUUGCCUCAGGGCAAGUCUCAAUGAGUCCAUAUCCUUACAAAUUUAGCACCACGGCAUUUCAUAGUAGCAGUGAAAUCCACACUGUGGUGUUACCGGGAGUAUCGAAAUUUUAUCUAUAGUGGAAAUUGGUGACACAAAUGAAAUCAUGCUACAUACUACCUGUUUGUUCUCAGACAAGCUCUGUUUGAAUCAACUCAUUUUGCUAUUAUCUGAUUAGGCAAGUGAAAAGCACUUCCUCCAUGUCAACUCUUCAAUUUUGUAGUUGGCUGAAGUUUUUAGCAUUCUAAAUGGUUCUCCUUUCAAGAUUUACUCGUUCCUUGUACAUGGGCAAGGCUCCUGUAGGUCUAUUGCCUCUCAAAUUGCUUGUUAACAGGCUGGUGGGUAUAUGUUCUUCCUUACAAUGCAAUGGCAAGUCUCCUGCAGGUGGAUCAUGCUUCCUCUGAUCCACUGGCAUCAUUUUUGCAGUGAGAGCAGUCAAGGAAGACUACAGUUGGAUAUCUCACCACAAACAAUGAGACUCUCUGACCUAAAUGGCUUUAGAAAUUUUAUAUGCUAAUCAAGGCGAUUGCUGGAAGCAAAUACUGGUACUGAGUUUUGGCAGGUGUUCUCUCAACUUCACAUCUUUCUAAUUUAUCUAUAAUUCAACAAAGUGUACAUGUGUAUGUCUUCAGGUUCAGCUGCCCAAACCAAAGCUUCAGACAUAUUCUUUUCGUAAAAAAGGAUAAGAUUACGUUAAUAGGUGUUCAUACAAAAGGAGUGAUCUCUUCCUAAACAACAUGGAAAAAUACAAAAGCCAUAUAUGCAUUGUACACAUGGAUGAUGAUGAUGAUAUUAUGGAGACAUCAAAUGAAGAAG